AUGAGUCAAAAUCAAGGCAUGGGUCCGUAUCGCUUUGACCUACCCGACGACGGCCUGGCGAUCUACCGCGAGGGUCAAGUGCUCGAGCAAUAUCUCGCCUGCGACGAGUACUGGUGGUGGCAGAAGCUAAGGGUCGGUAACAAGACCUUCAAGUUCCCUGCGUAUGCCCACACCACGGAGGAACAGAAGGUGAAGGUGUGGAAGUCAUUUCGGGAUCUGGCGAGAGUUGAACGACCCAUGGAAGGCGCCGUCAACCUGGAGAGGCCCAAAUUCGGCGAGUUCCAAUUGACCUGGUUGUCAGUUUCUGAACUCCGACAGGCGAAGAGGAUCCUGGAGGCUGAGGGCGCCGGGGACUAUGAUAUCUACAUCCAGGCCAUUGGAAAUGCCCUCAAGCGCGAGGGCAAAUCCGACGAGAAGGCCAAGGGGUCGUCCUGUUUCCCUACUGGCCUGUUCUGCUGUGAAUGCUGUUGGUGA
Aspergillus melleus is the source of this 474-nucleotide messenger RNA. RefSeq lists its product as uncharacterized. The transcript has 3 exons. Bases 1 to 474 code for a protein of 157 amino acids. The record is from RefSeq and is a predicted model, not a curated record. Lineage: Eukaryota; Fungi; Ascomycota; Eurotiomycetes; Eurotiales; Aspergillaceae.